Coccomyxa subellipsoidea C-169 is the source of this 174-nucleotide messenger RNA. RefSeq lists its product as hypothetical. The coding region runs from base 1 to 174 and encodes 57 amino acids. The record is from RefSeq and is a predicted model, not a curated record. The transcript is spliced from 2 exons. Gene Ontology annotation, biological process: transcription initiation at RNA polymerase III promoter. Gene Ontology annotation, cellular component: RNA polymerase III complex. Gene Ontology annotation, molecular function: nucleotide binding. Lineage: Eukaryota; Viridiplantae; Chlorophyta; Trebouxiophyceae; Coccomyxaceae.
AUGCAGCCCUUCAAUCUCAGCCGUGGGGAGAUCCUGCAGAUAGCAAACUUCAGGCCAGCUGCCCUUGUCGAAGUCCACCUGAUUGUGGACGACUGUGAAAAGCGGCUGAGCGCAGAGCAGCAGGACGAGGUCUUGGCCCUCGUGCAGAAACACCUUCCGCAGAAGGCUCCAUAG